Messenger RNA from Rotaria sp. Silwood1, 1278 nucleotides. The record is from the annotation of a GenBank genome assembly. Lineage: Eukaryota; Metazoa; Rotifera; Eurotatoria; Philodinida; Philodinidae.
AUGCUGUCGUUUAUACUAGCUGUUUUAUUUUGCUCAAAUAUUGUUAUUGCUGUUGAUGAUCAUCAACAUUGGAUGAAAUUUACUGAAGAGGCUUUAAAUAAAUUACGAAUACCAUCGGAUCGUCUACUUACAUCAAUUUCCUACGAUGAAUUUGAAUUAUUUAAUGAUUAUCAAUGUGCUAUAGAAUGUGUUAAAGAUAAAAACAAUUGUAUUGGUUAUGCAUUUGAUGACACAACACAUUUAUGUUCAUUGUUCGAGGGUUCUGCUGAAGCAAUAAACAAUGAUGUGAUUAAAUUGCGAGAACAAUUAAAACCAAAAGCAUGUGACACUGUUAAAUGUAAACCCGACACUAUUUGCAUUGGAGAUGACAAACCAACGUGUAUAUGUCUGAAUGGAGGACUGACACCUGACGCUUGUGAUAGGAUAGAUAUUGGUACAUGGACUGAUUUUAGUGAUUGGUCAACAUGUAGUGUAACAUGUGGUGAAGGUUAUCGAUUUCGAAAACGAGAAUGUUUAUUAGCAAAUGACGGAAGUCAAAAGAUUUCAAGUGAUAACUGUAUUGGUAAAGAUAUUGAAAUACAACCAUGUAAUAUAACAACAUGUCCAAUAUAUGGAUCAUGGUCACCAUGGACACCCUGUUCAACAUUUUGUGGAAUUGGUAUAAAACAACGUAAUCGUUCUUGUAUUCCACCAGAUUCAAAUUGUGGAAAUUACACAUUUGAACAACGAGCUUGUGGUGAAGCUGAUUGUCAACGUGUUGUUGGAAUCAAAGAAACAGAACCCGAGAAAUAUUCAAUGAAAGGUUAUUUAGCGGUACGAGAAGGUGAUAUUUUAUGUGUUUCACAAAAUAGUAGUACGGUAGUAAAACAUAUGGCUGAUUUAGUUUGUAAAUCGAUUGGUUGUACUCGUGGAGCACAAUAUGCUGUUCCUUAUCCAAUUCUAAAGAAUUCAACUUGUUAUCCUGGUAUUAUAUGUGAUGGUACAGAAAAAAAUUUUUAUGAUUGCAAAUAUGAUCGAUCACAAAUAUCGUCUGGUACUAAUGAUUUAUUUGCUAUUAUUACUCGAUGUAUUGUUGAUGGCGGUUUUUCACAUUGGUCGGAAUGGUCACCAUGCACAAAAUCAUGUGAUAUUGGUCAAACCACUCGUUCUCGAACAUGUACUGAACCGUCACCAUCUAUACUCGAACCUGAAACUAUGUCUACAAAUUCUUCAUUAGCUGGAAUGAAUUGUACAGGAGAGUAUACACAAGUGAAGACUUGUAAUGAACAAAAGUGUUAA